Messenger RNA from Arthroderma uncinatum, 2274 nucleotides. Its product is annotated as PHD finger domain-containing protein. The transcript has 4 exons. The coding region runs from base 1 to 2274 and encodes 757 amino acids. The record is from RefSeq and is a predicted model, not a curated record. Lineage: Eukaryota; Fungi; Ascomycota; Eurotiomycetes; Onygenales; Arthrodermataceae.
AUGAAUUGGGACUACCCUAUCCACAGCUUUACGGAUCCUAAUGUCGAACCUCAAACGCCCACGAGAACACCCACUACGAGCUCGUUCGAGACCUCUUUCCAGACCCCAAAGCUCGAAUCCAGCUUCUACGACCCCCGGGUUACAUGGAACACUGCAGACCCGUACGGCUCUAGCCCAGAGCUGAUCAAAUUCCCGCCCAGGUUUGACCUGGCUUCUCCGUCACCGCAACGAGGCCGAUUAUCAGGCGGUGAUGGUUUGAACAGUGGUGGCACGACACUGGGUAGUGGGAGGAAGACAAGGGCAUUGAAUACGAUUUCCAGCUCCAGGCCUGACAUGUCGGAUGGAAUCGAUGCCACGAGCCGUUCCGCUGCCUCGAUGCAGACGCCCCCGCCUACCAGCACCUCGAGGAGGAGAAUGCAGGACCCCAUGAAUCUAACGACUGACGAUGCUGCCACGCCCGUGCAAGAAACGAACACAAGCCAGCUCGAGACCCCGAGCCGCUUCAUCGGUUUGUCACCCAACUUCUACGGCUUCCAGGGCACCCCUGAUUUGUUCCGUGUAGCUGGAGCAUCAGUUACCGAAUCCUCCUAUAUCCCUCGAUAUCAAAUGCCAUGGUAUCAGGAGAAUGCACCCCAGUCGUCGACGAUGAUGGAUCCCGCAAUGUAUAGCAAUCAUUUUGAUAUAUCGUCGCAACCGCAACCACAGCCGCCUGUGGAGGCAUUCGAUGCCGACCCUACAAGUGAGAUCGGACUAGAGACUCCAAGGCUACCUGUAACGCAAUCGGUUGGGAGAAAACGGGUAGGUCUGGGUAUUCCUCAGGACCUACGAUACCUUGAUACGCAGCAGGGUGCGGCCAUUAGUAGCUCGUUCUCAGCAUCACCACGCAUGCCUGCACCACAAAACGACGACCCUUCGAUGUUCCUCAGCUCUCCAGCAAGACGAUUCGGCUUCUCUGACCCGUCAUAUUCCCCUAGUGCAACCCGGAUAGAGAACCGUCAGCCAUACCAUUAUCAGAUGGAGGAGUCCGAACGUGACAGACGAGAAAGGGGCCUGUGCAAGGUGCCACGGACCCGGAGUGUUGGUCAGAAACGGCAUGCUACUGCUGCUGCUACUUCUGCCACUGCUACCUACCAGGAUCCCUAUGCAUCCCUUCCUCGGUCUAACUUGGGCAGGCCACCCGCCAGGCGGACUACCACACAUUCUGGUGCGAUAUCUCGGCAGAACUCCUUUUCCGCCGGAACUAUGAAUUCUAUGCCCGGCAGCGGGGUGACCAAGACGCCUUCCAAGGGCCGGACCUCGCCGUUUAAGACGCAGAUGCACUCCUUUCCUCGACCUACCUCGCUGGCUGCACCCAUGGAAGCGCUCGUCCUGAAGGUUGGCAAGGACGGGAUAGCCACCACCGAGAUGAAAAUGGCACCAUGCUCGCAGUCCCAAUUCCCCGAUGCAUCUCCCGAUAUAAGUAUCGAGGAACUCUCAACCGAAAGCGACAGUGACCUGUCUGAUACUUCAGAGCGUCGGAUAACGAGAAGUCAGAAUCCGUCUUUCAAUUUCCCCGAUAUCACACCCCGUAGGCCUCGCAUCGCACGCACACCAUCGUCGUCUUGCCCACACUCGAAGAGCUCGUCCCGCUCGUCAACGGUAGGCUCGUCACAUUCGGGGUAUAACCCGGGCUGGACGGACACCUCACGGGGCAGGGGGAGACAGUUAGAUGUUCUCUCCGCCCAGGAUGCGUGGGACCAACGCCGUCGACACUCUGUCAACCCAUCGAGCAGUCAUUCGCGAAACUACUCGAUCACCGACUCCGAGGCAACCCAGGAAGACGACGAGGCAGAUGAUGCGGGACACGCCCAACAUGCACUGAAACAGGUCCUCAAGGCUCGUAAGCGCCAAUCGGUCGCUGGGUACGGGUCAAUGUCUAGAGCUUCCCACUCACUGGCGAUGGCGACGUUACGGUCUUCACCUCCGCUGGUGGGAUACCCCGAAUCAUAUGCCGAAGACGUCAAUUCGCCCACCAAGAUGACUGAGACAGACACCGCUCCCACGCAGACCAUGGACCGCCAGAACAACCCCAGUACGGGGACCAGAUUGAAUCGUGCACGCACUGGCUCCAUACGAAGUGUGUUGGACUUGACCGCCAAAGCCUGCCACCGGUAUACAUCUGCGUCUACUGCGUGCACAACCCCGUACGCCGACGAGUCCGCGACCCGCGGGUCCGUGGAGGUCACGUCUCCUCUCCGCUUACCCAUAAAUCGUAUGGCUUCCUCUAACGCCUAA